Prorocentrum cordatum is the source of this 771-nucleotide messenger RNA. Lineage: Eukaryota; Dinophyceae; Prorocentrales; Prorocentraceae. The record is from the annotation of a GenBank genome assembly.
AUGAAGGACGGGCCAUUGCCCCAAGCGCCGAUGGACGGAAUGCCGACGCCGCCGCUGGUAUUGGCACCCGCGUCGGACCUGAAGCUUGGACCUGUGGAGGUCAUGCCGUCGCCGCGGUCGGAGCUGAACCUUCCCGUUUUCGAUAUGCCGCAGAUCCAGGGGUCGUUGCCGCCGCCGCUGUCCGACAGCCCAUCCAUCACUCCUCGCUCCGCCAGAUCGUCAGGCAAGGCCGGCUUCGAGAUCCCAACGGAGGAGGAGGCCUGGGCGGAGAUGGAGAGGAAGCUGGCGGGCGACGACGCCGAGGGGUGGCUGGACGAGCUGGCGUGCUUCCUGGAAGAGGACCUGGCCGCAGAGGCGCCGGAGGACGUCAGGGUAGCCACCCUGGUCGAGCUGCAGCGCAGGCGCCGCCAGUUCGAGCCAGCCGCGAAGCUGGACUCCGCACGCGACUCCAAGCCGCCCUCGAGCGCUCCAACCAGCCUGGGCGACACGCGGGCACGCACCUUCGAGUCUUCGGCCAGGAGAAGGAGGAGGCGGAGUCGGCACUGGGCGAUGCCAGCAAGGCGCAAGGCGAGGCUGAUCGUGACGCGAGCAAGGCCAGCUCGGUGCCAUAUUUUACGGGUCAGACAUGGGACGUCGAGAAUCCGCAUGCGGCCUGGAAGCGCGACGCCAGCAAGCAGAGCGCGUGUGGGCGUGCCGCCAGCAAGGCCAGCUCGACAACAGAUCCUACGAACAGCAUGGUGUGGCGCGUCAUCGCCUCCCGACGCAGGAUAA